Molecule: messenger RNA, 9288 nt
Organism: Oncorhynchus nerka (sockeye salmon)
Lineage: Eukaryota; Metazoa; Chordata; Actinopteri; Salmoniformes; Salmonidae
Product: histone acetyltransferase KAT6B-like
Exons: 18
Coding region: 378-7883 (2501 amino acids)
Biological process (GO): negative regulation of DNA-templated transcription; nucleosome assembly; positive regulation of transcription by RNA polymerase II
Cellular component (GO): MOZ/MORF histone acetyltransferase complex; chromatin; nucleosome
Molecular function (GO): DNA binding; transcription coregulator activity; histone acetyltransferase activity
Source: RefSeq, a predicted model, not a curated record
CGUCAUGUCGGAUUUAUGUAAACUACAACAUUGUAACAAAAUGGCGACUGUUUAGGUCACGUCAGUAAUGCAGGGCAGCACUGUUAUUUCUUACAACUCAACUGAUACAAGUCAAGGAAUUUUGUGACCUCAUUUGAAGAAAUUGUGUUCUAGGUCGUUGGGUAACAGUCCCAACCUUCAAGGAAUUUACAUUCGGGCUACUUCUGUCUUCUUUUGUGAGGUGACGUGAGUUACUACCUUGGAUGAAGAUUUACAGCAGGAUUGUAAAUGUGUUAAUGCCGAGGUGGAACAGUACCUCUAUGUUUUGUUGUUGUUGUCGUUGACCUUUUCAAGAUGUGCUGGAUGUACCAAAUGUUUCACAACAAGAGGGAAUCUCUAUGGGUAAUUUUUUCCUGAAUCUCAUCGAUUUAACCAUGGCGAAACUUACCAAUCCUCUAUAUACAGAGUGGAUUCUAGAAGCAAUACAGAAAAUCAAAAGGCAAAAACAGAGGCCUUCCGAGGAGCGGAUUUGUCAUGCGGUGGCUACCUCACACAGAUUGGGCAAGCGGACCGUUCUGGAACAGUUGGAUUUAAGUGUUCAUGAUGGUUCCAUUCUCAAAGUCACCAAUAAGGGGAACGUGUCGUACAAAGACCCCGAGCACCCUGGGAGAGGAUUAUUAUCAUCAUCGUCGCCAUCGUCGUCGUCGUCGCUCAAACCUGUAAGUGCAAACCUCUCUGUUCCAUCAUCUAAAGGAUCUAUAUGGAAACCGAGUGACCUACGCCACGUUGAUUGGAAUAAAGUCCUGAGGAGGGCCAUCGAGGGUCUGGACGAUAGCCGUGGUUCCUCUCUGAAGAACAUCCAGAGGUACCUAAGGAACCAGGAGGAUCCAUCACACGUCCAGGACAACCCAGGGUUCCAGCAGAGGUUACGGCUGGCCGCUAAAUGGGCGGUCAAAAACGGCCGGCUGGCGAAGGAUGGUCCGCGCUACAGGUUGAACCAGGGGGUUAAUGGAGCUGAGGGUAGGAGCCAGAGUUGUCCAGGUGCUUCCCCAUUGGCUCUUCUGUGUGUCACUCUUCUUCCACAUGAGAGAGACCAGCUACGCGCUGACCCCAUCCCAAUAUGCAGUUUCUGUUUGGGAACGAAAGAGUCCAAUCGGGACAAGAGGUCAGAGGAGCUUCUGUCCUGUGCAGACUGUGGAAGCAGCGGGCAUCCGUCUUGUUUGAAGUUUUCCCCAGAGCUGACCACUAACGUCAAGAGAUUGCGAUGGCAAUGUAUAGAAUGUAAAACAUGUAGCUCCUGUCAAAUACAAGGCAGAAACGCUGGAAGCCACCACACAGCCCCACACAUGCCUCCUGUCUCCUUGCAGGAUGAGAUGCUGUUCUGUGACUCCUGUGAUCGGGGGUUUCACAUGGAGUGCUGCGACCCGCCUCUCUUAAGGAUGCCAACAGGUACCUGGGUCUGUCAGGUCUGCAGGCCCAAGGAAAAUGGAAAGACAUUUCUGCAUAUGAAAGCCGAUCAGAUCAAACGUCGAUAUGCAAAGCCAAUCGGGAGGCCCAGAAAUAAGCUCAAACAAAGAAUGUCUGUAAGCAGUGGUGCCGGCUCCGUGCUAGCCCGGGGAGGAAGGGGGUCACCUGGUAGGGGUCAAAAGCUUACCGUCUGUUCCACACCUUCAUCUGGUCAUGCAGCAUCUGUGAAGGACGCCACAGACAGAUUGGCUGUUGCUACAGCUGACCCCUGUUGGACAGGUGACGCUGUCACCCCUCCUCCCCAAUUCACCACCUCCUCCUCCACCCUCUCCACCACUCCCCCCCUCACGCCCACCUCGCCCUCCUCGUCCUCCUCCUCCACCCCAGCAGCUAUACUCACCGUUAACAAGAAAACCAAAGGGCUUAUCGACGGGCUUUCCAAAUUCUUUACACCCUCGCCUGUCGGUCGUAGGUCGUCGCGAGCCGGCGAGAUCUUAGACCCCUCAGCCUCGAAAGGGUCACAGUCUUGUUGUCCUGCUAGGAAAAAGCCUGUCCCUCCGCCAGAACUAUGGAAGCUAAGUCCAUCUCCGUCAGUUGUUGUUGGCAUGGCUGCAAAGCUAACCACCACCACCACCCUAUCUCCCUGUACACUCCCCCUCUCUCCCCCACCCACGUUGCCUGGACAGGGCUCCACCACCUCCCAGGUAUUCUCCACCUCUGCUAACUCCCCCCAGAGUUCUUCCAGCCAGUCUAGCGUCCCCUCCCUUACUAUUUUGUCUGAUCACAACCAGCUUAAGGGACUCUUUGACGGACUCUCCCAUAUCUAUACCACUCAGGGACAGUCUCGGAAAAAGGGACUGCCUUGCUAUGCACCACCUAAGCGCAGGCACCAUAAGGCAUCCAAAACGUGUCCUCUCAUUCCCCAUCCUUCCCAGCAGCACCUUGGAAAGAAAGAGAGAAUAAAGAAUCGGUUGCUUUUGUUGUCCCAUUCAUCUCCUAACGCCUCUUCCCAUCCUGGGCACGGCCGGCCAAGGGGGCGCCCCUUUAAGUUGGUCAGUCAUUUCAGACGCAACCCCUUUUUUAAAAAGCACAGAAUGCUAGGCAGGCUAAGAUGUAGAAUGACCCCUCAGAAGGGAACCCAGGAAAUGACCCCUCAGAAGGGAACCCAGGAAACACCAGGAAAGGGAGACAUGACAGACGAAGGAAGAAUUAAGACAGAGCACCAUCAUGGCAGUGAAGUGGGGCUGAGGGUGAAGCAGGAACCUGGUUUUGUAGCCGUCUCCAGGGAACACGUCACAGAGGAAGACGUGGAGAUAUUCACACAGGUCCAAGAGCUCUCGUCGCAGAGAAAUGGAACCAUGACCAUCACUGACUAUGGACGAUUCCCUGCCUUCAUAGAGUUUGGGAAGUAUUGUAUCCAAACCUGGUACUCUUCUCCUUACCCACCUGAAUACUCGAGAUUGCAAAAGCUUUACCUGUGUGAGUUCUGUCUGAAGUACAUGAGAAGCAAAAACAUCCUACAGCGACACACCAAGAAGUGUGGCUGCUUUCACCCUCCGGCCAAUGAGAUUUACAGGAAGGACGACCUUUCAGUGUUCGAGGUUGAUGGAAAUGUCAGCAAGCUCUUCUGCCAAAACCUCUGCCUGUUAGCCAAGCUGUUCCUCGAUCACAAGACCCUAUAUUACGACGUGGAGCCUUUCCUUUUUUACAUACUAACAAAGAACGACGACAAAGGAUGUCACCUUGUGGGUUAUUUCUCCAAGGAAAAGCUUUGCCAGCAGAAGUACAAUGUCUCCUGUAUAAUGAUCAUGCCUCAGCACCAAAGGCAAGGCUUUGGAAGGUUCCUCAUUGAUUUCAGUUACCUUCUCACGAGGCAGGAAGGACAAGCUGGCUCCCCAGAGAAGCCUCUGUCAGAUCUGGGUCGCUUAUCCUACCUGGCAUAUUGGAAAAGUGUCAUGGUGGAGUACCUCUAUAAGCAGCCAGAUAAACACAUCAGCAUUAAAGGAAUAAGCAAGGCCACUGGGAUGUGCCCACAUGACAUUACUGCUACUCUCCAAAACCUCUGCAUGAUUGACAGACAGGACGGCAGGUUUGUGGUGAUCCGAAGAGAGCGAUUGAUCCAGAGACACAUGGAGAAGCUGCGAGUCACCCCCAGGCUGAACCAGGUCGACCCUGACGCCCUGCACUGGACCCCCGCUGUGGCCCUCAACUCUGUCCUGUCUGAGGAGGAGAGAGAGGCUGAGAUGGAUGCUGAGCGACUUAAGGAGCAGGCUAGUUGUUGGGAGAAGGAGGAGAGAGAGGUGGUCUACCUGAUGACUCACCCUCGUCCUCCCACUAAGGUCUACAGUAAGAAGCCCUACAGAACCUACCAGCGUCGCCCCGCCGCCGGAGAACAAGGCUUGCGUGUCUCUGAGGAGUGCAGUGAGGACGAUGAGGAUGGUUUUGAUUGGUCGCUACCCAUCCUAGCAAAGGCCCACACCGUACUUGGAGUCAAGAGAAAGAGAGAUGAGAGAGCUCUGGUCCUCAAGAAGAGAGGUCAGGAGAGGAGAGGGAUAAGUAGCAGUGUGACAACUGAGACCAUCUCGGAGACGACGGAGGUUCUGAAGGAACCGUUUGCCAACUCGUCGGACGAGAGGCCCCUGUUGGAGAGGACCUGCAGGGUGGGAGAGACGGAAGAGGAGCUGCUUAGGAAACCAGUAAAGAGACGCAGAGGUCGUCCACGACUAGAGAAAAACAUGUACAGAGACAAUCACUGGAACGAAGGGGCCGGUGUGCUAGUGAAGAAACCGGGCAGACCUCGAGCAGUAAAGCGCAAGAAGGGCUGGCCCAAAGGAGUGAAACGGGGGCCUCCAAAAUGGCGUCUGAAGAAGGAGAGGAAGAUGGGAUUCAAGCUGAACCUGUACACACCCCCGGAGACGCCGCUGGAGGCCGAGGAGCCCCACAUCCAGGCCGAAGAGCCAAAGGAGGAGCUGGACCAGGCCUCUCCCAUCACGGAGGCAGGGUUAGAGCCCGGCAGAGGCUUGGCCAGCCGGGAGAUGGACAAGAAGCUAGCCCUGGAGCCUUCAGAGCCCCAAAGUCCCAUGGAGGAAGAGCACUCCCCUGGGUUGUCUCCUGUGACUUCUCCCAUGGCCUGUUCUCUGGUAGCCUCCCCUAUAGCCUCUAGAGCUAGCUCCCCCAUCUGCUCCCCCAUCUGCUCCCCCAUCUGCUCCCCCAGUCGUGACAACAGUCAGGAGGUGUCAGAGCCACCAGAGGAUGACCCACAGGACAAGGAGCACGGGGCCUCUCCAUCCCCCUCUAUGUCUCCACCCAAAGAGCUGAAACACAGCACUGAACAAUCAGCUGAGGAGGAAGAGGCCACGCACCUGGAUGCGGACGAUGAAGACGAAAGUCACAUUGAGUCGACAGCAGAGCUAGAGAAACACGAAGACGUGCAGCAGCUGGAGCCAGGACCUUGUAAAGAGCCUCCUAAAGCCCAGUCCUACAUCACACCGGCUUUUCUCCAUCUGAACCGUGAGGAUUCUGAACAAUGUCAGGAGGAGGAGUCCAUAGUCGUGGCUUAUAGGUGCGAGCAGCCUGCCAACACCGGAGAAGAGAGAAGCAAACAUAUCCAGGAACAGGCACCUACAACAUCAGCAGCAGUAGCUGUAGUCUCUGACCACCCUGUUGACUCAGAGAGCAGCAGUCUGGAGGCUCCUCACCAGCCACAGCAGACACAGAACGCUAGAGAGACGCUUGGAGCGCUGAGUCCUGCUGUCGUACUAAGAGACAGAGAGGAGAACAGAGAGGAGAUGGAUCCCCCGGUGUACCCUGAGCCUGAUGUGGACCAGGAGACGGCCCAGGCCGUACAGAGCCUCACCCAGGAGACGGCCCAGGCCGUACAGAGCCUCACCCAGGAGACGGACCAGGCCGUACAGAGCCUCACCCAGGAGACGGCCCAGGCCGUACAGAGCCUCACCCAGGAGACGGAGCGCGACCCAGAGACAGAUAGCGUCAGCAGUGUUUUCCACCAGGACUGUGUGGAGAGAGAGACCCAGGAGGCAUGCCGGAGCCUACAGACUUACACCCACCACGUGACCCCCCAGAGUCCCCCUCACACCCUAACUUCACUGGAUGAAGGCUGCCCCCAGUCUGACCACAGCAGCCCCCUGUCCUCGGCCCACUCACACCCCAGCCAGUCAGUGCGCUCCGUCAGCAGUCCGGCUGUGUCCAUCCUGGAGAGUAGUGGAGGCAGCGUUCCGGCUGUGUCCACCCUGGAGAGUAGUGGAGGCAGCGUUCCGGCUGUGUCCACCCUGGAGAGUAGUGGAGGCAGCGUUCCGGCUGUGUCCACCCUGGAGAGUAGUGGAGGCAGCGUUCCGGCUGUGUCCAUCCUGGAGAGUAGUGGAGGCAGCGUUCCGGCUGUGUCCACCCUGGAGAGUAGUGGAGGCAGCGUUCCGGCUGUGUCCAUCCUGGAGAGUAGUGGAGGCUACACCCAGAUUAGCCCAGACCACGCCUCCAUCUCUGUCCCCUCCUCCCUACACAACAUGGCAACCAGCCCCAUGAUGGAUGUGCCGUCAGUGUCAGACCACUCGUCCCAGCAGGUGGUGGACAGCGGCUUCAGUGACCUGGGCUCCAUCGAGAGCACCACAGAGAACUACGAGAACCCCAGCUCCUAUGACUCCACUCUGGGGGGCAGCAUCUGCGGUGGGGCCGGGGGUCCCUCUCAGAACAGCUGCUCCUACGGGCCCCUCCCCCCUAGCGGCCUGGCGCAGAGCAGCUGUGCCGUCAACCCUGGCAGCUGUGGUAUGAUUCAGCAGAAUAACCUGAGCUCCCCACAGCACUGCAACGUCAAGUCACCACAGGGCUGUGUGGGAGUGGUGGAGAGACCACCGAGUCACAGCCAACACAGUCACAGCCAACACAGUCACAGUCAUACAAUCCCACACAACCCCUAUGGCCAUACUAGGCACACAAUCACUCCACACAGUCUGCCUCACGGUGCGCCACACAAUCAACACAGCCAGCUAACGCAACACAACCCAUACACACACCCUGCACACAGCCAGCUACAUAGUGUACGACACAAUCAGCUCAGCCAGCACGGUCAACACACCCUUCACACUCAACACGGCACCAGCCAGCACAGCCACUGUCAACAGCAGACCAUGGCACAGUGUGUCAUUCCCACCAACUUCACAGUGCCCAUGCAGCUAGCUGACAGCCCAGAUUCAGGCAGCUCCAACCUGAGCAGCUUCUACGACAGGAUGAACCAGGAGGGCUAUAGCAGCGGUCAUUACUCCCAGCCCUCGGCCACCUUCAGCCUGGCCAAACUACAACAGUUGACCAACACCCUGAUCGACCACCCUCAUUCGCUGCCUUUCAACCACCCUCAUUCAGCCUCCCAUCCCCACCCCCAUCCCCACUCAACCUCCCACCCCCACUCAGCCUCCCACCCCCACUCAGCCUCCCACCUCCACUCAGCCUCCCACCCCCACUCAGCCUCCCACCUCCACUCAGCCUCCCACCUCCACUCAGCCUCCCACCUCCACUCAGCCUCCCACCUCCACUCAGCCUCCCACCUCCACUCAGCCUCCCACCCCCACUCAGCCUCCCACCCCCACUCAGCCUCCCACCCCCAAUCAGCCUCCCACCUCCACUCAGCCCCCCACCCCCACUCAGCCUCCCACCCCCACACCAUCACAUCCUAUACAAACAGUGCCUCCCUGUCAUCGCACUCUCAGCACUCUGGCCUGGUGUCUCUAUCUCAGUCCCCACAUCCCCAUGUCCCCCACGGGGUCACUCCUCACCCUGGGGCCUCCCAGGUCCAAGUACAGGCCACCAUGACACCCCCUCCGCCCUCCUCCCACCCCCUUAGCUCCCCUCAGAUGAUGCUGCAACGCAACGCCAUGGGUAUCCCCAACAUCACCCCUUCCCAGAAGACUCUACAGGCUCAGAUGGCCUCCGGGGGACACAAGGGCCCCACACACAUCUCCAUGCGCUCCAAGUCAGCGGCCCCUGGUCUCUCCGCCCACCAGCAGCAGAUGUACAGCCAUGCCCACGGGGCCCCCCAGACAGUCUCCAUGCAGGCCCCCUCAUCCCGGACACUUGCUGCCAUGCCCAGGGGCAUGAACAUCAUGCCCGCCUCCUACAACCACGCUGUGAACAUGCCCACUGCCGCCGCCAUCAACCACGCCAUGAAUGGCUACCGCGUCAACGGUGGUUACCCCGGCAGCCAGAUGUCGAGUCAACAGAUGGCUGCGGCCUACAUGAACCAGUCGCCCGGGUCCCAGUACGCCUCUAUGCAGAUGGGCAUGAUGGGAACGCAACCAUACCCACAACAGCCCAUGCAGGCUCCGCCCCACGGCAACAUGAGGUUCUCUUCAGCUGGUCACCAUGGAUACAUGACCAACGCCGGACCGAUGUCCAAGCAGACACUCAAAGGGCCUUUCAUCAGACGGUAACCCACGGUUACUAACAUAACAGUUAACUAACAGUUAACGAAACGAUAACUACCGACAGACUGAAUCAAUCUGACUGGAUGUUUAAAUCACACAAAUGUGCAUUAUUAAUUAUUAUUCUUAUUACUAUUAGUCCCUGAUGCACACAUUUGGCCUUUUUGGUUGUUGAUAAUGUUUGUUUGUUGUAAUUUUGUUAAUAGUUGCUUAAAAACCAGCACUUGGAAAGAAUGCAUCAAGUUUGAUCAACAAGCAAACUUUCUACAAAAAGCUACUAUCUAUGUCAAAGUAUUUUUGUUCCUAACAGAUGGGAAGCCUUACGUCAUAAAGAUGAACAUUUAUUUAAUUAGUAUUAGUUUCCCUGAUCAGUCCGUAGGGCAGGCAGGGUAGGGGGCCGGGGGGGGGAGACGGGCGAGAGAUUUCAUCACCUGGAGGGAGAGCGUGAGUGUAGUUAUGUAGCAGCCUCAAAACGAAGCCAUCUAAUGUGCCUGCUACAAACAGACUUAAACAAGUGGAUAUUCCUAGAACCUGUUCAGUGUACCUGUCUAACAGUGCUGACAAUUAGUUUGUACUAUACUCAUGCCUUUGUAUAUUUAAAUUAUUGUAGUUAUUUUGUAAAGUGACAAUUAGCAUGCAUCGGUCUUCGGUCUCCAUUAGUAACAGUGUUGUGCUUAAUAGCAAGACAUUUUAAAGACAUUUUGGCCUUUUGUUAGGUUCCCCUCGCUUACAAAGCGGGGGAGAAAGAUGAAACUAUAUUUUGUUAAUUCUAAUAAUACUGUAAAAAAAACAAAUGUGUCAACUUCUUUAAUCCUGUUGUUCUGUACGGUUGAGAGGUUUUAUUACCAUAUAUGUAUAAUUCUGAAGUCUUUUCUAACAGAUAUCUUUGAGGCAGUGUUCUGUUUUAUAAUACAGGAGACUUCUGGCAAGAUAAAUAAGCAUAUUGCACCCCUCACUCUGAUUUUGUUUUUAAAUUUCAGAGGUGUACCAAUGUCGAAAAGUGUUAACAAACAAAUACAAAUAAAUAAUAAAGAAAUAUAAAUUUAGUCCAAAGUUGAUAUUUUACAAUUUCUUUUAAAAAAGUUACAUUUUCAUUCCAUCUGUAGAUUUGUUUUCUAUCUUGAUAAAAUGUUGGAUUUAUAUUUUACAAAGUGUAGGAGAAGAGAGGAUGUAAAUAUACCAAACUAAGCUAACAGAUUGCAUGUAAAAAGCCACUUGUGUUUUUGUUAAUAUUGCUCUUUUGUAGCCUUUGUAUCUGUUCAGAACGACUGGUAGGGACAGUCACAGGGGGAGACCUGGCUAUGUGCACAAACAAUUGGACAGAAUGACAGUCUUGUAUUUAUGACUUUUCUCCUUUGGCAGUCACUUAUAAAUGCUGUACAUUUUAGCAUAAAAUAAAUGAUGAUUGACCAUG